Molecule: messenger RNA, 5913 nt
Organism: Trichosporon asahii var. asahii CBS 2479
Lineage: Eukaryota; Fungi; Basidiomycota; Tremellomycetes; Trichosporonales; Trichosporonaceae
Exons: 4
Coding region: 1-5913 (1970 amino acids)
Source: RefSeq, a predicted model, not a curated record
AUGUCCGCAGACACUUCCGACCCCGUCCUCGUCGCCGCAGUCCAGGCUGUCCACGCCAACGACGACCCAAUGACAUGGCUCGUCGCCGGCUACGCUGCGCCAGGAACGCCCAAGAUUGUGCUGAUCGAGGCGGGGUCCGACCCCGCGCUGCCGCCGCUGCGGAGACUGCUCGACUCGGACGCCGUCGCAAAGGCCGACGCGACCUUUGCCUACGCCUCGGUGCAGGGGAAGGGCCUCGUCAUCCUCCGCUUAGGCAAUACUGUCAGUGUCGUCAAGCGCGCUAAGGCGAUCGUCCACUCGCGAACCUUUGCAGCGCUCUUCCCGGACUACCUCGCGCUCUCUACGAUCAACAAGACGGGCCAGUUUACAGAAGAGCUCAUAGCGGAGCAGCUGGGCUUGGACCCGUCAACCGUCUCGACCGCCUCGCCGCCGGGCAGCACUACGGCCGCAUUGCUAGAGGUCCCAGAAGUCACAAAUGGAGACAAGGUCGAGGCAGCCACCCCGGUGCCUGCCGCCGCACCCGUAUCGGAAACCGUCAUUCGUGCUCCGACAGCAGAGCUCAAGCCCGAACAGCCCCCGAAGCCGAUGGAGCGCACGCCCGAACCCACGCAGCAGCCGACGCCAGCAGCGACUCCUCCCCCAACUGCUCCCCCAACAGGUCCCCCGCCAGCACCCCCAAAGUCGGCCGCUCGCGCACGAUCGAUCAAGAGGAAGCCAUCGAAGCCUGCGCCUCCUGCCCCAUCGGAGCAGUCGACUCCUCAGCCCGCUGUGCCGGUCGCUUCUCCGCCAUCAGAACGACCACCCCAGCCUUCACCAGCACCUGCCCCCGCUGAGAUCCCGACGCCUGCACCCCCAGCUCCCACCGCUACAGCUCCUGCCGCCAACCCCCUUCCCACGCCACCAAUCGCUGCUGUCUCUGUUGUCCCGGCACCAGUACCGCAAGAGGCGCCGACCGCUGAGCCGCCCGCUGAGAAGAGCCGCGGGGUACUCCCGCAGAUCCCAACAGCGGUCCGCACGUCUCUCGCCGAGUCAUCAUCGGCUGCGUCCGUCGUUAACCCCGCGACCCCGCCAGCGGCCGCGACUCGGCAUGAGCGCGACUCGAUGUCUGACGAGACGUUCCUGCGCGAAGGGCUCGGUCGCAGCGCCUUAGCCCCUCCUCCUUUGCUGUCUGUGUCAACAAAGGACCUCAGCGACGGGGCGCCUGUCACGCCUGUGACGACCUCUGCCCUGACGGACACGACGUUCGACUCGCCACUACCUUCGUCUCUGGCCGACUCGCCGUACCCGGAGCGCGACUGGUCGAGCGAGCGGCGGCUAUCACGACCACCGUCACGGCCGCUGUCGCCUGACGAGUCACCGAUUCCGGACCGACCAAAGUCGAUGCCCCUUUCGCCGCAGCCGCCUAAGGACGAGUCCCUGCCUGUGCAGGAGACUACGGUUCCUGCUUCGGGCAGCGAGACAUUCGGCCUGGUGGCGCCCCGGGACCGACCGCCAGCACAGACGGAGAUCGAGGAGCCAGACCAGGAGAGGACGUCGCAGAAAACGCCCACCCCGCAACCACACGCGACAGACGCACCACAUGUGCCGUCACCUGCCAAGCUGCCUGAAACAGCUGCCGAGCCGGCCCCGGUGGCUGCUCGACCACUGCCCACAGCGGACGUUCAGCGACCGCAACCUCCUCCGCCUCCUCGACGACUGACCCCUCAGACGGCCGAAGUUCUGCCCGACGGAGCGCUGCCUUCGCGCUCGUCGUCGCGUACCAGCAUUCCUCCGUCUCUGGCUUCCACCGCCCGAGUCAACGGCUCACCGCGGCUGGGUUCUGACGGUCCCAGCAAGCUGAACGGCACCGCCAAGCAGAGCCCGUUCUCCCGGCUGAACGCAACCAACAACAGCUCUCCUCAGCCCGGCAGCUCGCCGAAGCAGGCGUCAACGGCGACUUCGCCUCCGAUGCCCGACGUCCCGCGAACACUGCACCGGAGCGCGUCCAUGAGCUCGGCAGGCUCGAGCCAGGGCGGGCGAUCCGCAGUGUCACCCGUCUCGGUAUUCUCGCCUACGAUGCCGGCCCCACCGCCAGUGCCGAGCCACGAGAGCGCCGAGUUCCUGGCUGAACCCGAGUUACACCCGACCAAGGAUAUCCAGGCUACGGGAGGAACCGGUGUCGGAGGGGUCGCGGGCAUGGCUGGCGUCGGAGCUGCGUUUGCAGCGAGGCAGGCCCUCGCUGCGCACACGCAGGACAACGCUCCAGUCGUCGAGAGGACGCAGCUCGCCCAAGUUCCCGUCCGCCGAUCCUCGCGUCGCGCUCUGAACUCUGCCUUUGUCGCGCAGGCCAACGAGCAGCCGACCUUGGAGUCGACAACAGAACGACCAUCGCUCGAGUCGAACCGACGGCCAUCAGUCGAGAGCACCCGCAGCUCACUCGGCCGAUCUAACUCGCUCGACUCGGCCAGCCGCAACCGCCCCAACGUCACUGCUGGAUGGCGAUCGAGGACGCCGUCGAUCAACUCGCUUGCCAGUGCCGCCGGCUCGUCGGAGCGCAAGCGGCCGCUCGGUUCCCGGCCAAUGCGUUCUGCGUCCAACAGUACCACCAGCACUCCUCCGAUGGUCACUAGCUCCCGCCGCGUGCCGAGCCCCGAACCUGUCCCGUCCGCUGAGUCGACGACACCGAAGCCCGAGGAGAAGCGGCAGACCAACGACGAAGAUGCAAAGGACGACAGCGCCAAGCCGGCCGAACUGCCGGAGUCACUGAGCCACCCAGCGGUCAGGCAGUUGUCAUUGUCCCAGUCCCAAUCGACGGACACGAGCGGCGUCGCGACCCCAGAUUCUGGCAGGAGCAUCGGGCACCGCAAGACUCCUUCGGGCAAUCGCAAGCCAGCGCCACCGAUAGACCAGGCCCUCAUCGAGGCUCUGAAGAAGGAGAGCGUGUCGUCCGACCUGGAGCGCCUGCAGCGCUCGACGCCGACUACGCCGGUUGGACCUCCCGCCGUAUCGCCAUUCAUGCCUAUUGAGAAAAAGGAGCCGCCGACCCGCAUCAUACCGAAGAAGGUCCCUCCACCUCUCCCACUGACUGCGACGAUGCUGAACGUCAUCCCGCCAAAGUCUGCGGCUGGGUCUGACAAGACCGCCGUUCCGAAGGGUCCGCUCAGUCCCGGCCUGCUCAGCCCCACGACGCCCAUCAGUCCCCGCAGCCCGAUCAGCCCCGUCAGCGCCGCUAGCCCGCGACACUCGCUGAGCUCCGACUUCAUGGCGCGCAUGAACAUGCCCGUCGGCAGCCGGGACAGCACCACGAGCCGGCUGUCGCAGCGCAUGUCGAACCGCCUGUCGCAGUUCUCGGCCCGCAUGUCCCGCCGCAUCUCAUCCGACUCUGGACACAACCACCGCCCGUACAUGGAGGACUCGGCGGGCUCGCACGACUUCGAGCAUUCCCAGGCGUCCGUCGUUAACGCCGCCGUCGCCCGGCACUCGACCGCCCGCUCCGUCUCUCUGUCCAACGGACGGCUGACCCCGAUCAAGACGUCCGCGCCCAGCAGCUCGCACACGUCCCAGGCGUCCCUCCCGCUGCCCUCGCCCGUGAUGCUCAACGGCGACUAUCGGUCUGCCCGCGACAUUACUGGGCCCGUCGAGGGUAUGGUCAUCAUCACUGCCGACACGCCAUCAAGAACAACUACGGAAAAGGGCGGGUCGUCCAGGGAAACGUCAUCCACAUCUCAGGACAAGGCUGAGGACAGGACAAAAGGUACGGACAAGACAAAGGACGAGGACAAGAUAAAGGAGGAGGACGCGAAGAUCGCGCCGAUCGAGAAGUCUGAGAAGAAGGAGAACGGCAUCAAGCGUAAGGCGCCCCCUGCCGCGGACGUCGUCGACCUGAACGACUCUCCUCAGAUCCAACAGUCUGCAACCCUCAGCCCGCCCAUGAACACGGAGCACUUUUCGGCUGUCUCGCCGCAAUUCGUCAACGCCCCGCGACAGCUGUCCGCCGGUACGAGCCCGUCGCUCGAGUCUUCGGCGGCCCUGCUGCGCGAGCAGCGAUACCCCGAGACGCCGCAGAUGACGUCGCCUACGAUCACGACGAGCCCGCCGUCGUCGCUUGACCGCCACUCAUCCCUUUCGCAGAAGCUGCGCCUCGCACUCCGCUCCAAGUCGAACGGAGAGCACGGCGCGCAGCGCCCCGACUUCCUCCCCGGCUCGUCUCCGAUCGCCUCGCCACCCUCGCCGACAGUGUCAAACUUUUCCAACUCGCCCAACCCGAACCGCUCGUCCAUACAGGGCUCGCUCGGACGCGCGUUCCGCCUGCGUGCCGGCUCGAACAGUGGCGGUCACCAGCCGAUGAAGGGCACGAGCCCCGGCGGCAUUAGCUCGGACGACUUCAAGCACCUGCACGAGAAGGAGGCACUGCACGGCCUCGGUCUCGGUAUGCAGUUCCCGCCCAACUCGUACCGCACCCCCUCUGGCGGACUCGGCUAUACCCCGCCAGCGAAGAAGGGCCGCACUGUCUCAAACAUUUCGGCUGAGGACGCGCUCGCCAACAUCCGCCUGAAGAACAUGGCCGAGCAGGAGGAGGCGCAGGAGCGGUGGCGCCGUCUCGAGACUGAGCGCGCCCAGAACCGCGGCGGCAACCCCCUCAGCCCUACGACACAGCACUACGACUCGCGCGUGCAGUCGCUCGCGUCCUCGACAGGACUCAGCGACGACGAGGCGCUCAGCCCGGGCCGCAUCUCCGAGUCCUCCGAGCGCACGCGCAGCUUCACGGAGCCGGACGUCGGACGCCCGAUCCUGCCCCGCAGUUCUCUCGCAGAGCGGCCCAAGCCGCACCAGCGCCUCAGCUCGCGCGACCUCGGCACACGGGAGAGCAUGCAGUCGCUCUCGUCGUGCGGCUCGCCCCCGCGCUCGCGCUCGCCCGACGUCCCCCGCUCGCAGACGCGCGACAGCAUCGCGACCGUCUUCUCCUCCGAGUCCGUCCGCUCCCACUCGGACGUGCGCGAGAGCAAGGUCUCGCUCGAGCCGGAUGUGCGCAGUGUCGUGUCCCCGCGCUCGUCGUAUGAGCGGUCUGCCAAGUCGCCCGAACGCGAGCGCGGCGAGCGCGCACGUACUUCGUUCGGACAGCUGAGCGAGCGCGAGCGCGGCAGCCUCUACCGCGCAUCGACGUUCGAACCCCGCCUGAGCCGGGACACGAUGCGCUCGACGCGCUCGAACGGGUCGCGCACGAGCUUUGAGCGGAGUGCGCGCGUCUCGCGGACUUCGUUCGAGCCGCCCUCCCGCAUGUCAAGGGACAACUCGUUCCUCGCCUCGCCCCGCGGCCUCGAGCCGCUCGACGUGAACGAGCAGCCGCUGGACGAGGAGACGGAAUCCGAGCGCGAGGCGAGGCUCGAGGCGGAAGCGGCCGAAGCGACCGAGGAGGCGCGACUUGAGGCGGAACGCGCCGAGCGCGCUGCCGCCAAAAAGGCCGCGGCGGAGAAACGCGAGGCAGAGCGCCUCGCCGCGCAGCAGAGGCAAGAGGCCGAGCGCCAGCGUCAAGAGGCUGAGAAAGCGGCCCGGAGAGCACAGGAGGCAGCAAGGAGGGACGAGCAGCAGGCCGAAGUGCGCCGGCAGCUCGUACGCGGCCACGCAGAGGGGGGCGUCAUGCUCCGCGGCUGGGUAACGGUGCAAGGCGUGGGCACGUGGCGGCGGCGGUACUUCCUCCUCCUCGCGCGAGAAUUACGCCUGUUCAAGGGCGAGGGGGACGACAGUCCCAUCAACACGGUGACGUUGGGAGGGAAGACGGAGAUCGACCACGACGUGUAUGAGGAAUCCCAGGUGAGGGGGGCGUGGAAGAUUAAGGGAGAAAAGGGGGAGGAAUUCUUCAUGUUUGCGGAUAGCGAGACGGAUCGGGACGUGGUGAUGGAGGGAUUCAGGAUCGCUAUUGGGAGGGAGGUUUAG